GUUAGCGGGGAUCCUGUUGUCGUACCACGGCUUGCCUCCCAUGUCUUUCAUGGAGCUCGCCAUCCUGGUGGUGGUGUUGCGGGAGAUGCAGGACAACAUACUCAGUACCACGACGUCCGGCCCCUUGCUAGACGUGUUCCCAGGCUCUUGCUUCAGCCUUGUUACCGCCUGCAACCUCGUCCGCUGCGCCCGAGAGAUGUUGGGAGCAGCCGACCCGCCGGCUCUCCCAUGCGGGUCGCAUCACCUGGCGCAAGCGGCUAGGCCCGAGCAGGGCAAGGCAGGCCCGGAGGCGGGCUUGGAGCCGAACCCGGCACAGUCGCGGCGGCACGCAGCGGAUGCGGCUUCGGCGGAAUGCGGCUUGGGCGGCGCUGGCGAGGGCCGCGGUACCGGCGCCAGCAGUGGCAGAGGCGGCGGCUCAGGCGCGCCCGGCAAUGAUACUGAG
This is a messenger RNA of Astrephomene gubernaculifera, 442 nucleotides long. The record is from the annotation of a GenBank genome assembly. Lineage: Eukaryota; Viridiplantae; Chlorophyta; Chlorophyceae; Chlamydomonadales; Astrephomenaceae.